Auxenochlorella protothecoides is the source of this 1026-nucleotide messenger RNA. Its product is annotated as putative sugar phosphate/phosphate translocator. The record is from RefSeq and is a predicted model, not a curated record. Bases 1 to 1026 code for a protein of 341 amino acids. Gene Ontology annotation, cellular component: Golgi apparatus. Gene Ontology annotation, molecular function: antiporter activity. The transcript has 3 exons. NCBI's taxonomy places the organism in Eukaryota, Viridiplantae, Chlorophyta, Trebouxiophyceae, Chlorellales, Chlorellaceae.
AUGUCGAUCGCCGGCUUCGUGGCAUUGGUGACCGUGUACCUCGGGCUGAACAGCUCGCUCAACCUCCUGAACAAGUGGGCGCUGGGCAUCUAUGGCUUCCGCUUCCCCUUCCUGCUCACCACCGCGCACAUGAGCUUCUCCUUCCUCGUGCUGGCCCCCUUUGCACUGCGCACGCCUUGGGAGGCCCACCGCGCCACGCUGCGCCGCUCCUGGCGCGGCGUGGUCUACAUCGGCGCCUUCAUGGCCCUGAACAUCGCGCUGAACAACGUCAGCCUGCAGGACAUCAGCCUGACCCUGAACCAGGUCAUCCGCUCCGCCAUCCCCGCCGUCACCUGCCUCCUGGCCGUAUUCGUGGAGGGCCACGUGCCCUCCCGCCGCGAGGCCGCGGGCGUGCUCACGCUCACCCUGGGCGUCAUGGCGGUGGUGUGGCAGGGUCGCGCCACGGGCCGCGCCUACGCCGUCCUCUUCUGCAUGGCCGCCACCGUCUGCAACGGCGCGAUGAUGACCUUCUCGGGCAAGGUCAUGUCGGAGAAGCUGGAUGUGGUCAGCCUCACCUUCUACACCGCCCCCGUCAGCCUCUUCUGCCUCCUCCCAUUCUUCCUGAAGUUCGAGCUGGCCAAGCUGAUGGCAUACCUGCCCGAGAACCCGCAGGGUGCAGCCUACGUCCUGCUCCUCACCUCGAUCAACGCGCUGGCCUACAACCUGGUGCACACGCUGAUGAUCAAGCGCACCUCCGCGGUCACCACCACGGUGCUGGGCAUGAUCAAGAUCGUGGGCCUGCUCCUGCUCUCCACCUUCCUGCUGGGGGAAGGGAGGGAGCUGACCCCCAGCAUGACCGCGGGCUGCAUCAUGGCCGUCACGGGGUUCGCCGUCUAUUCCCACACCCGCCUGACGGAGACGCGGGCCACCACGGGCGUCCGCGUCAUCUCCCUCGAAGGCGACGAGGAGGCGGGGCGGCCAGUCAAGGGGCUGGGCGCCAGCGCCGCAGUCUUCAGGCAGCCCUCCACCCCAAAGUCCAGCGAGUGA